AUGCUCCGGCAGUACGGGCAACUUCCAUACGGGCGACCAAACGAGUGGGGUGUGCUGGAAUCACACGAAAGCUUAGCUCAUUCACAGGACGACUCGGAUACCCUAUCUCCGCAGACGGAGAAGGGCCGUUCAUUGUGCCGCUCCCUGUCCGGCUGCCGUCGACAAUCGAGACUGCUGAGGCCAUACCGGAUAAACUCUUUGACACCUUUGACCGAGAAUAUCGAUGGGCCACCUGCCUCUCGGAGGCCCUCCUCGCCAAGGGAUGACGUUUCGAUCUCUGCAGUUGAUGGAGCUCUUGAAUUGCCGACAGAAACUUCACCCAGAAAUACACCAGACAGGGAACAGGAGAAGCACGAUGCUGAUCUAAGUAUACGGCCAAUUUCAGGACCAGGACCAUCACUAUACCAGAGGGACCAUUCGAGUGGCCUCUUCCCUGUCUUGGAGGACAGAUACCAAUCAUUCGACUUGUCUUGCUCGCGGCCACGAACGGCAAGCAUUAUCGCUCAACGGCCGGGGGUUGCUCCAGAUCAACCAGUGCCGCCGCCGCCAUGUGCCUACCCGCCGAACCGGUUUCGACUCUCCAAGAAUGACUCUUUGCGGUUUUCGUCGCUGAGUCUUGAGACCGCUGAUAGCUCUAUUAUGAAUGAGAGCAGAAGGGCUUCGGCUGGCAUGGAUAGUGUAUUUACUUCGCCAGCUUUGCCCCCCUGUCCAACAUUCGCCCCUUACAGUGCCAACGACGUUGGAAGGAGUGUUGCUUUCUACUCCAGAUCACCAGCCCCAUUUGUCUUCCCAGCAGGCUCAUUGCCGGGUGAGGCGGAGAGACUCGAACCGGAUCGUACUUCUCCCCGCCGAAGUUUAACAGCACGCAGUUCAAUUCACUCCAUGGAACGAAUUAGCGCGCCCCCCAGAAGAAGCGAAUCCCUCAACGUACGCCCGCCUAGAAGAGAAUCUCUUCCGCAAACUGACCAGGAGCGCAUGGCGGGUUGUAACCCAGCCUUGCUGCCACAUUUCAGUCAACUACAACGAUACUCUGUGUAUGGAAGCCAGCGGCGGGAAAAUGACCCAUUCUAUGGAGGCAUGCCUGCGGGCUUCAGUCGCUCAAGUGCUCAAGGGUGGACCAACAUUUCACCUAUCCAAGAAUCGCACUUGCCAUCUUCUAAUGGUUAUCUCAAACCCCCGUUAGCCUCCGCUAUGAGAAGCGGCAACCGUCCCCGAAAAGGCCAUCGACGACAGAACUGUGUCCGGAUAUCAAUCCAGCCACCUAUUACUUUUGGGGGAGCUCCGUUUGCUCCAAUGGUUGAGGAGCCGGAGGAGUUAGACGAGCUUGACAUGCACGCAUCACAGAUGUCUGAUCUAUCGGCUUCCAAUAUUUCGUCUUUGCGCUCAAGUGUCUCCGGUUUCUCGAUGAGCCGGAUCGGCUCUGACCCACAAGGAGACGUAACACGCAUCACAGAGAUCUCUGACAGUCGUCCACCCUCGUACCGAAACUCAACCUACUUGGCUUCGUCUAAGAAGCGGAAGCAUAGUCGAGAUGAUUCUAUAGAUAGUGUGCUGAGUACGCUGAACACUGGCAUGGACAAAACCCUUCCUGAGAUCAUCACUACACUGCCCCCUAGUUUCGGAGAUAGCCUGAUCGAUACCCCUUCGCCUGACAAGCCUAUUCCAGUUUGGAUGGCUCCUAAGUACAGCGGCUCGCCAACGGCGUACGAAAAUGCCCCGAGUCCAGGCAGUCCUCGCCGGUCCGCCGUCAAAGGACCACGCAGCCAGCCAGCUAGACCACGCCUAAAUAGCGCCAGGUCACAUCUACUAGAAAAUGGUGCCAACGCCACAAGCCCACCGAUCCGCCCUCGCAGUCAGAGCGUGAAGCAUGGAUCAAACCGCAAGUCAGUCGACUCUGUGCAGCGCGCCAAAAGCAUAACCACAAGCUCACCGCGGCCCUACAGCCAACAUAUGAAUGAGCAGGAAAAGCCGGCUCUGGACAGCUCGUUCCCUACACAACAGCAAAAUUACACCCAGCCGUCAGAGCGUCCAUCUUCCCGCAGUUCCAGCAGGGCUGGGAACCACAUCGUCCCGAUAUGGGAGGACCACGGUCGCACCCCGAGCCGUCGUCCCACCAAAAAGUCUACAAUAUCCAUCAUCUCCGAAGAGUCCGGGCCUGCAGAGCUGCACGGUGAGUCGUCACCUCGGAAGCCAGAACGUCUCAAGAGUGCACGACCGGAAUUCUCGACGCCCGUUAAGAGGGCUGUGGGGUUGGGCAUCGGCGCUGCGACGCCAGGCAGUCUCUAUGAUGGGGACGGGUUUUUGAAAGAAUAA
Molecule: messenger RNA, 2313 nt
Organism: Aspergillus pseudonomiae
Lineage: Eukaryota; Fungi; Ascomycota; Eurotiomycetes; Eurotiales; Aspergillaceae
Exons: 1
Coding region: 1-2313 (770 amino acids)
Source: RefSeq, a predicted model, not a curated record